Molecule: messenger RNA, 2685 nt
Organism: Fusarium oxysporum Fo47
Lineage: Eukaryota; Fungi; Ascomycota; Sordariomycetes; Hypocreales; Nectriaceae
Product: ankyrin repeat domain-containing protein
Exons: 8
Coding region: 1-2685 (894 amino acids)
Cellular component (GO): cytoplasm; nucleus
Molecular function (GO): protein binding
Source: RefSeq, a predicted model, not a curated record
AUGGACGACCUCACCGGGUUGCAGCUUAUAGCCCAAGGAACUUCGUGGACUGACCGAGCACUAGACAUCACUACUAUACACGGAUUGCAGGGCUACGAUACCUGGGAGUAUCCUACACACGGACUCGGGGGCAGCAGUAAGACUGUUUUCUGGCGAUAUCUUGGCGAAAGCCUUCUAGCCUUGGAAAAUUAUCUACCCCCGACCUCGGAUCUGCGCUGCGAUGGUCACCUCAAGACACCCAAGUCCGAACAGCAAUCUACGUCCUGGCUUCCAGCAACCCUCGAUGCGGCAUACGAGACGAUUAUACAGCAGCUAUGGAGCCGGCAUGAUGAAAGCCGCCGAGAGAUGGCACGGGAUGCCCUCGUACUAUGCGCUCAGCGGCCACUUUCGAUACUCGAGCUCCGCAGUGCCCUGGCCGCGAUGCAUUAUGAUCCUGAUCUUCUAUCUCCACUAAGCAAGAGUGAAGUAAAUGAGUGGGGUAUGUGGAACAAAAUGAACAAGAUACAGGACAAAGCUUCGCUAGACAUGAGUACUCAGCUGAUGCUUCUCUGUAGCGGGCUUCUUGAGGUAGCACCGCGGCAGGCCAAUUUCGCAGACGAUAAGACAUAUACAGAAUCGACCGUGCAAUUCAUCCACCAAACAGUGAGAGACUAUCUCCAGGAAAGGGGUUCCUGCGUCCUUGAGGGCGACAAUCGCACUUCCAAAUUGUCUUUCCCAGAACUCAAGCUCACUGACUUGCAAGCCUGCAAUGCCCAGUACCACUUCCGAGUUGCUUGGAUAUGCCUCCUGUAUGCUGACCUCAUAUACAUGCGCUCUAACCUCCUGAAUACCGAGACUGAAAUCACUUCAGCCCUCUUUCUAGAGUAUUCCCUAUCGUUUGGCAUGGCACACCUUAGCUUGGCUGAAAGAGCCUGGGUAAACCCCAUGAAGAAGGAGAUGUGCCACCUUUCUCAGUUUCAAAAGGGGUUCGUCGACCAGUGGUCUUUGCUAAACAGCCAAAUAUUCAAGGAUCAGAAACUCUUUGAGCCGCACAAGACUAAGGCAGUACAUAUCAUGUCAUACUAUGGCUUACCGUGGUAUGACACAGGCCUCUGGGGAGCGAGGCUUGCAGAGAUAAAUGAGGAGGAUCAUUAUGGGCGUACUCCUCUCUCACUGGCCGCGGCUAUGGGUCAUCAUCAUAUCUGUGAGAUCUUGCUUGACAAUGGUGACGACAUGGGUCAUCGAGAUUAUGUCUAUGGUCAAACUCCAUUGAGUCAUGCCGCAGCCUAUGGCCAUAGGGAAGUCGUCGAGCUUCUACUCAGCGAAGGGUCUGACUACGACAACAGCAGCAGUGGAGUUACUGCACUGUGGUUAGCAAUUCGCAGUGGUCAUCUAGACAUCGCGGAGCUUCUCUUACAGGCUGGCGCAAAUCCUAACGCCUCUAGCAUCCAUACUGGCGAAGCAUGCCUCCAAGGCCGAAAGAAGACAAUCGAGUUGUUGUUGGGGCUUCUCAAGUCACAAGAACUCUUUAAAUUCAAGGAAAACCUCUCUAAAGACAAGGGCAAGGGCUCUUGGAUCAAUACCGUCUUGACAGCUAUCGUUAUUUUGGCAUGUUACCAACGUGGUGGCGAGUGGCAGACGCCCCCGGUCGGCAACCAGAACAGCCAGGCGCUGAACACAUGCUCUGAUAGUCAACUGCUUAUAAACCGGGGCACCAAUCGACAAAAACACAAGUUGGGUGCAGGUAAGGAUGAGGAUGACAACGAAGAAAACAUCAGAGGUAAUUCGGAGAAAAGACCUCGUCGCCCAGAGCCAAACGGGGACCGUUUCGCCUGUCCGUAUCAUAAGAAGAACCUGGCGAGAUCGCAUCUGAAGCUCAUCCAUGAUCUUUCUAUCGAUUGGCGGCGAUGUCACGCCUGUAAAAAGCGAUUCCUCCGCGAAGAGCUGGAUGGGCAUAGCCCAUCAAUAUUCAGAGUGCUGUUUCCCGACUGGCCCGCGAACAUGGAUACCCCAAAUCCAUACCAAGCGAAUGCUGUCUCGACGUAUUGUGCAGAUGCCAUUCAACAACACCGCAACAGAGUGAUGAACCGAAACACAAUCUCUCAGGUCUAUGCUUGCCAAAGCGAGGAUGAGAUCCGUCAAGUUCUAGGACUAAUCAUUGGGGACCUUGAAAGCAAUUUUGGGCAUACCCCGAUAACGACUGACAAUUUGCCUCCCAGACCCGUGUCCGCUAUGUCUCCGCAGCCAACAAUCAGCACUCAGCAUCCGCAAUAUCAGCUUCUGCCAGUUUCUCAGCCGAAUUUCAUCUAUAGUCAUGGGCAUCGCUCACAAUUCCAUACCCCAGCUGUUUCAAGCUCCGAUGCAAAUUCCAGGCGUUUCUUACGGAGCCAUGAUCAGUCUGACACGUUCACAGAAGGCACAGCAUUCUCGGACCAAAAAAAGGGUAUAAAUAUCAGCAGCACUCUGCCACAGUUUCAACCACAAAUGACUUUACCAGUGGCUCAACAACCGACGAGCAACAUAAGCCACCACCCCGGAUCAACGUUUGCGGUAGGGAACCAAGGAUUGACACCGGAUGAUCCUUGGAUUGACUUCUCUCACGACCCCCAACAUCAGCCGCAGCCUGUAAGGGAGGAUCUGGUACAAUGCGAUUUCCCGCCAGGGGAUUAUGAUGAGAACGAAAUCCUGAGCAUGGCGCAUUUUUAG